This is a messenger RNA of Scophthalmus maximus (turbot), 8803 nucleotides long. RefSeq names its product Rho GTPase activating protein 23a (gene arhgap23a). The record is from RefSeq and is a predicted model, not a curated record. The transcript is spliced from 24 exons. Gene Ontology annotation, molecular function: protein binding. NCBI's taxonomy places the organism in Eukaryota, Metazoa, Chordata, Actinopteri, Pleuronectiformes, Scophthalmidae. The coding region runs from base 575 to 6127 and encodes 1850 amino acids. Gene Ontology annotation, biological process: signal transduction.
UCCAGCCCUCUGGGACAGUUUUGGGGGUGGACAGAGUGGCUUUGUAUGCAGAACAUCACCGGACACCGACGGGAGGGCGGCCGCGGUCAGUCGUUCUCUGUGUGUCUGUCGUGAAACCAGACCUACCUCUGAUGAUCCCGGCGCCACACACACACACACACACACACACACACACACACUUCUCCAUCUGCUGCCCCGGGAGCCCUGCCUUCUGCUUCCUCGGGACGGAGCCCCCUCCGAGAGAGAGAGAGAGAGAGCGUGUUAGUGUGGAUGUGUGUGUAGUCGAGAGUCUUGAUUCUCCGGAGGUCAGGAGCGGACGGGCUGCCAUGUGGAACUUGUGGGAUUAAACUUUCCAGAGGCUCGGCGGGGACGGACAAGCGAUGGACCGGGACCCGCGAGACGAGUAGCACAAGCCCUGGAGGACCCCAGAGGAAGAUCUGCAAGCUCCACUAGAAGACCCCCCAGCCCUCCAUUUACUUGAAAGCACCUCCUGCGUUUCUGCGUCCUGUGAAGCCAACCCGAGUGUGUGUGUGUGUGUGUGUGUGUGUGUGUGUGUGUGUGUUGCGAGCGGCCCAUGCGGGCGGCGAGCGAUGUGGAUCUGAGCAAGCCCCGCGCCCCGAUGCCCGCCGCUAUGCUGCCGUGCCCCGCGCCGGCCGGGCCCGACUGGAGCUUCCAGAACCCGGUGGGCGUGGACUGCAGCUCCCCCGAACCUCGCUGCAUCUGGCUGGCGGUGCUCCGCGGCACCACCACGGGCCCCGUGCCGCCGCCGCCGUCCCUGCCGCCCGCCAUGCCCACCGGGCAAAGCAAGGGCUCUCUUCUUCAGCCAAGGGCGAAGGGGCGGAGGGAUGGUCUCUCCUCGGCCGGCGACAACCCUCGGCCGCCGAUGGCGACCCGGCCGGGAAGGGAGGGGGUCGGCGUGGGCUGGAAGGGCCCCCGGACGCUGGUCCUCCACAAGAACUCCCAGGGUUUCGGCUUCACGCUGCGCCACUUCAUCGUGUACCCGCCGGAGUCGGCCCUGCACACCAACCUCAAGGACGAGGAGAAUGGUAACGGAAAGGGGUACCAGCAGAAAGGCCGACUGGAGCCCAUGGACACCAUCUUUGUGAAGAACGUGCGGGAGAAAGGUCCGGCCCACCAGGCGGGCCUGUGCACAGGGGAUCGGCUGGUGAAAGUGAACGGCGAGAGUGUUCUCGGGAAGACGUACUCGCAGGUGAUCGCCCUCAUCCAGAACAGCGAGAGUGUGCUGGAGCUCUCCAUCAUGCCAAAAGAUGAAGAUGUGCUUCAGUUGGUAAGUGCGUACUCCCAGGAUGCCUACCUGACGGGCAACGAACCCUACUCGGGGGGAGCCGACUACCUCCCGCCGCCACCUUCCCUCUGUUACCCCCCCGUCGGAGCGCCUCCAUCCGCACCCAUGGGCCAGAACCAGCUGGACAACUGGAGUCACUGGCCCGGCUCCUCCAGCCCCUCUUCACCCCUGGACAACCACUCCGCCGUGGGCAGCCCCGCCAGCUGGCAGGAGGGGCGGGCGGCAGAGCCGGGCGGCGUGGGUCACAGCAGCCCGGCGCACCGCACGGAGGAGAUCCAGUACGGUAUGACCGGCAAGCAGCCGCAGGGCCAGACCAGGGGCCGCUCCUACUCCUCCUCCUCCUCGUCGGGAGGCCCCUUGUCCAGCCCGCUGCAGGUCCACUACCCCAGCCAGCACGCCGUCAGCCCCCCGCCGGCCCCGCCGCGGAAGUCCAGCUCGGCCUGGACCAGUCCUCCCCCGCCCCAGCUCGGCCACGGCCGCGGCGACCGCUGCCAGCAGGCGCUCUCCGACUGGUACUACAACCAGCAGCCCGAGCACUCGGGUCGCUGCAUGCAGACGCGCCACCGCAGCUACUCUCAGGACCGACUCAGUGAUUCGCGGAGGCGGCAGCAGCGGACGGGCGGCUGGCCACACAGCGCCUCCCAGGACACGCUGCUGCUGUUGCAGCAGUCAGGGCCGGGACCCCACGGAGAGCCCUGCUGGUCGUACGGAGACUGGGAGGGGGGCCCGGGCAGGGGCCACCAGGCCCCCGACUACACUCGAACUCGCUCCGAGAACCUUCUGGCCCAGUACGACCGACACGGCCGCUCGUUAGAGACGCUGGACCGAGCGGCGGCCGGUCUGGUGUCGCCUCGGUUUGAGAGGCCCUCGUGGCUCCAGCGGGCCCCCCAGCCGCCCCCCAGGACAGACAUCUACCCACGACAGGGGAGCCAUUUCGGCGCCACGUCCCGACACACGCCGUCACAUUCGAAACACCACCCGCAGCAACACUCCCAGGCCCACCACUCGAAGCCCCCGGCCCAGCAGGCUGCCCCCCAGGCCAGACGGCUCCCCGCCGGGCAGAGCAUGGACGACCAGCCGGUGGGCUACCUGAGUUACAGCCCAUCUUUCAACCGCAAGACGGGCCGCAUCAUGCAGCAGGCCCACUCCUUCAGGGACCCCUCGUACUCUGGCCCUCACAUGAACUGGAACCCAACGCCUAAAACCCCCAGCCCCCCGGAGGGCACCACGGCAGCCGCCGUCGCCUCCGCCGCGGCGUCGCCCCUCGCCUCCGCCACCCCCGAGUCCCAGGACAGAGCGUACAGGCCGACGAACCACGAGAGGGAACGAGCGUCGGUGGAGGGGCAGACGGAGGUGGCGCUGCCGCAGACCCAGGAAGUGGUGCUGAGGCAGAAGCCUCCCACCGGCCGGCGGAACGCCCACGGCAUGCGUCACCCCCACUACGCGCUGCCCAUGGACGGGCUAGAACCCUCUUUGUUUUCCUCUGACCCCCAGGACUCGGCCCCCGCCGCGUCCGGCUCCGCGGGCGACGUGGCCCCGCGCAAGCCAAACGGAAACCUCGCCCCGCUCUCCAUCGAGGACGACUCCCUGGCCUCCAUCCCCUUCAUCGAUGAGCCGACCAGCCCCGGCGCCGACUUGCGCGCCCGCCACGUGCCGGCGUCCUCCGUGGUGUCCAGCGGCAUGAGUUCGGCGCCCGCCGUUGUCACCAGCCCCGCCUCCCCCACCUUCACCUUCCCCCUCACUAGGCUCUUCUCACACGACUGCAGCAGUAUUAAAUCCAGUCGCCGUUCCUCCUAUCUUCUAGCCAUCACCACCGAGCGCUCCAAGUCGUGCGACGAGGGACUCAACUCGUUCCGAGAGGAGGGCCGGGUCUUCUCGAGGCUGCCAAAGAGAGUGAAGAGCUUCUUCACCGACGGGUCGCUGGACAACAUCGGCACGGCAGAGGAGGUCCGGUCGAAGCGCCACUCCACCUCGGAGCUGGGGAACAUCGCUUACAGCGACGUGCGGACGGAAGGAUGGCUGCACUUCAAACAGAUCCUCACGGAGAAGGGCAAGAAGGUCGGCAGCGGCAUGCGUCCGUGGAAGCGCGUCUUUUCGGUGCUCCGCUCGCACUCGCUGUUCCUCUACAAGGACAAGAGGGAGGCGGUGCUCCGCGGCGCCACGGUCGGCGGCUCGGCGGAGGACGAGCAGCCGAUCAGCAUCCGCGGCUGCCUGGUGGACAUCGCGUACAGCGAGACCAAGCGGAAGCACGCGCUGCGGCUGACCACGCAGGACUUCUGCGAGUACCUGCUGCAGGCGGAGGACCGGGAGGACAUGCUGGACUGGAUCAAGGUCAUCAGGGAGAACAGCAAGACGGACAGCGAGGAGCUUGGGUUCUCCCGACAGGCCCUCAUCAAUAAGAAACUCAACGAUUACAGAAAACAAAGUCCGACGGGCAGCAAGCCCGACUCCUCUCCCAGGAUGUCCCGCAUGAAGCCUCCCUUCCUGCACGGCAAGACGGAGAACGCCGCCGCCGCGCCACGCUCGCCCAAACCGGAGGGCAAAGACGAGAGCAGCCCGCCCAAGUCUCCGUGGGGAAUCAACAUCAUGAAGAAGACCAAGAAGGCCGGGCCCAAAGCGUUCGGUGUGAGGUUGGAGGACUGUCAGCCGGGCGUGAAUAACAAGUUCAUCCCACUGAUCGUGGAGAUCUGCUGCGGCCUGGUGGAGGAGAUGGGUCUGGAGUACACGGGAAUCUACAGGGUCCCCGGGAACAACGCCAUGGUGUCCAUGCUCCAGGACCAGCUCAACAAGGGCGUCGACAUCAACCCUGCGGAGGAGAAGUGGCAGGACCUCAACGUCGUCAGCAGCCUGCUCAAAUCUUUCUUCAGGAAACUCCCGGAGCCGCUCUUCACCAACGACAAGUACAACGACUUCAUCGACGCCAAUCGGAUGGACACCACGUCGGACAGGUUAAAGACCAUGAAGAAGCUGAUCCGCGACCUCCCGGAUCACUACUACCACACGCUGAAGUUCCUGGUCGGUCACCUGAAGACCGUAGCGGACAGCUCGGAUAAAAACAAGAUGGAGCCUCGCAACCUGGCGCUGGUGUUCGGGCCGACUCUGGUUCGGACGUCCGAGGACAACAUGAAGGACAUGGUGACACACAUGCCCGACCGCUACAAGAUCGUGGAGACGCUCAUCCAACACUACAUCUGGUUUUUCACUGAAGAGCUGGACAAGGAUGAAAAGACGCCGGUGGACACGGAGGACUUGCAGCCCGCCCCCAACAUCGACCACCUGCUGUCCAACAUCGGGAGGACGGCUCUGCUCGGGGAGGCCUCAGACUCAACCAACAGUGACUCGGCUAAAUCAAAGGCGUCGUGGGGGUCAAAGAAGGACCUGAGAGCGAAGGACUUCCUGGCUCUGUCCAUCAUGUCAGCUGUGACGGGCCGCAAGCGCAGGAAGCGGCACAACGGCCGCCGCGUGGGCAGCAGCACCGACGACGACUCGGAGCACGAGCCGGUCAAGGCGGGACAUCUAGGGGCAGAGGAGGAGGAGGAGGAAGAGGAGGCCGAGUCGCCCGGGGGAGACACCGCUCCUCGGGCGGAGGGAGAGGAGGAUGACGACGACGAAGAGGAAGAAGAAGAAGAAGAGGAGGAGGAGGAGGAAGAUGAGGAAGUCGUAGAAAGCGGAGUGAAAGGGGAGGUAGAGCCAGAGGCGGUGGCGGUCGCUCCCAGUCGGCCGUGCUGUAAAGAGGAAGAGGAGGCGGGAGGGAGGCGGGCAGCGCUGCUGCUGCAGGAGGAAGAGGCUCGGGCGGAGGUGAAGGGGCGGCCGUGGCGAGCGCCGGAGGACGCGCGCUCUAUCGUUUCCGGUUACUCCACCCUCUCCACGUUGGGCCGCAGCCUGGGCUCAGAGGGGAGGGGCGACGACGCCGACGACGAGCACAGCGAGCUGGUGAGCGAGACGGACAACGAGAGCGGCUUCGCCUCGCGCUCGCUCACCCAGGAGAGACCCGCCAAACACCCGACCGCACCCGUGAGCACGCAGACGGCGGCGGCGGCGGCGCCCCCGCGCAGCUUCCUCUACACACACUACAAACCCCCGGUUCUGUCGCCCACCAACCUGCUCGCCCCGCCCACGCCGCUCUCGCACACGCCAGACUCUGCGGAGAGGAGUGAAGGAGGGGCGCGCUCCACCACGCCCUCGUCCUCCACCAAUCACAGGCUGCACUCGCGGCCGUCGUUCAACUCCCACAAGCUGAUCCAGUGCGACACUCUGGCCCGGAAGAAGCUGAAGUCGGAGAAGGCCAAGGCGCGCUCCCUGGACCUGCUGGAGCUGUCCGAGGCCGUCGCUCAGUGCGGCGGCGUGGCCGCCCCCGGGUCGGACGGCGCCGCUCCCAGAGUGAGGAGGGACACCUCCAGAACCAACCCCUCGUCGGGCAGCAGCCAGGAGAGCAUGCGCCUGUCCCGGCCCAAGCCCGCGCUGCCGCCCCCCAGCGAGGCCGCCUCCUUCACCCCGACCGGUCCCGGCGGCAGGUCUCUGGCCGAGCACGUCCGCGCUCGCCUGCUGGGCUCGGCCGACGACCUGCGCAUCGUGGGACUGCGGAAGCCGCUGUCGCCCGAGACGCGGCGGAAGAGACGGGCCUGGCGCAGACACACCGUGGUGGCCUCGCCGACCGAGAUGUCCGACAAGAGACCCCCACUGAUCGUCAAUGAUUUCCCCUUGUCUCCCUACGGUCAAAACCAGCUCAAGACACCGGGGCUGCCUCGGGACGCAGACGCCCUCGAACAAGGACCAGCUACAUGUCAGGUACCCACCUCCAAUUUCCACCAGUACCUGUGAGCCCUGCCAGCUGACCCCAACUCCCCCCAACCCCCACUGCAAGGACAAGAGGCCGAAGCUGCUGACUCUGGGGAGAGGGGGGUGUUAGCCGAGCAGAGUUGUGGUUAGUUGCCAGGUGCAACACAGUGUGUACCAAUGAAACGCACCCUGUUCUCUCUUUUUGCGAUAAGCUCCGUUUGCAUGGCGAAGGGGCGUUCCAGCGUUGCCAAAGCUUUUUUCGUUUUUCUCCCCUUUUCCUGUACGUGCGCGUGCUUUUUAUAGAGAUAACACAGGAACAGGACAGAGACACAAACAGACCUCAUCACAAUCAAACGUCACACAGCCAAGAAUUCUCCUUUCGAGUGAAAUCCACAGCAUCGUUCCCGUCUCUUCUCUUUCCCCCAGCCUGGCUCACAGGUCGACAUAAAUCAAAGGGUGAAACCCCCCCCCCCCUUCAAGUGACCAGAGGAGGAGGAGGAUGUAAACCUUCCUCUGGUGCUUGAGAGAAUGGUGCUUCUUUAACAAAGUGGAAUUACAAAUUGUCUCCAAAUAAAUAUAUAUAUAUGUAUAUAUAUAUAUUUAUUUAAUAGUCAGGUUAAAACUAUUUCAAGAGGGCUGUGGAUUGAUUUUUCAUAUCAGUCUUCCUAAUCUCAGACCACAAACACUGUAACACACUCUGGUUUAUUAUUCUCCAAACAGUAGAAACACUAGGUCACACACACACACACACACACAGAAGUCGUCUCUCUCUCUCGCUCGCUCUCUCUCUCUCUCUCUCUCUCUCUCUCUCUACGUGUUAAUAAUGUCUUAUGUGUUGUUGUUUUUUUUUGCGCAAAACAAUAUUUGUGAUAAUGUCUGAUGAGCGUCCAGGUGUUUUUUGUGUCGGAACAAUUUUUGUAACAUUUGUACAAAGCCUUUGUUAAGUUAACCCUUGUAAAUAUAAAUAUUACGUUAUCGAAAAUUUAGUUUUUAACGUUUUUUUUAAAGUCCUUUUUUAUGGUUUACAAAAAAAGCAAAAAUGAGUGCGUACAAGUGCACAGUCAUUUCUUUCAAGAUGUUACUUGAAAUGUUUUCCCUUAAUAUAUUCUUUUUUUGUUUUAUAUUAUCUCCAUAUAUAUAUAUAUAUAUAUAUGCAUAUAUAUAUAUAUAUGCAUAUAUAUAUAUAUAUAUGCAUAUAUAUAUAUAUAUGCAUAUAUAUGUAUAUAUAUAUAUGCAUAUAUAUAUAUGCAUAUAUAUAUAUGCAUAUAUGCGUAUAUGUAUUGUAUCAAAGUUAAAAGAAGAAAAAAAACUUUUAUUGUGAUUCCACCUCUUAGGUGUGCCGAUGUUCAGAGGAGAUGAGAUAAACGCGACAAACACCGGUUCCUUAUUCCUUCAUCGAUGGCCUUUCUCUCUGAUUCUCAGCACUGUGCAGAAAAACUUUUAUCUUCCUGAGAUAAAGGGCUUAUUAAUAAGUUUAUAUCUGGUGACUAUAUAUACAUAUGUAUAUUCAGCGAUGUUGCAUCAACAUGUAGCAAGUGAAAAAAAGAAAUGUAAUCUGGUAAUUAUGACUUUAUAUUGGAGGCAGGCAGCUCGGAGCCAAACUGUGACAGAGGAACCUCAUGAUGUGCUUUUGUUGACUCAUGUCUGGGAUUACUGAGCAUUGCCUUUACACAUUUUCCCCACUUUCCCUCCUCUGGGGGUUCAUCAUCCGUCUGCACGUUUAUUACCUCGAGGUUUACACGAGCGGGCGUUUUCCAUAAGGUCGGGCCUCCAAUAAAAACCUUCGCCUGAGGAAAUGAAUCCAGAUAAUCUAUUGUUUUUUUCCCCACCCGGCUCCCUGAGUCACCAGAGACUCGCCUGUUUUUAUGCGACCAAAAAAAGAAAAAAACGGUGAAAACUAAAAUAAUAAUAAUGAUAAUAAUAAUAAAUUUUAAUUUAUUGUCUUUGUCUUACCUCAAGAUAUUUUCUACAAGUGCCUGAUUUCUUGGAAUGUGUUUUUUUCCGUUCUGCAGUGCCAUGUUUGGUUCUCAUCUUUUUCCAUUUUCGUCGUCGUCGUUGUUGUUGUUGUUGUUGCUCGGUCUCCUCCUCUCCUCUGGUUGAUGGUAUAACUAAAAAGCACUGACCCAAAGAUGUGUACGUCCAAAAUACAAGUGGUCGAACCGAGAGGAAAUUAAAGAAAAGAAAAGAAGAAGAAGCACACUUCAAGCCAAGGACACGUCUAUGCACUCUCUUUGUCAGGCAUUAACAGCUAUUACCGAUGCUGCCAAGAGGGAAACACGCAUAGUUUUCUCUUAACAAACUGAAGCAAUCUCUCCACAGUGUGUGAAUAAGGUACACCUAACCAGCCCCCUACCCCUAACCCUGCAUUACAUCAUGCCAAGACAACAUCAGGAACCCAGAGCCCAACUUCACCGGAUUGGAAAACUCAGCAGUUUGUGUGUGUGUGUGCGUCGUCGUCGUCGUCGUCUGAAACCGUGAUCCAACCUAAAUGUGUCGUUGUCGUAUUUCAAAAACAUCUUUUGUACAUACUUAUCUUCAUUAUGUAACAUACUGUAUUGUGUACAUUUGGAAUUGCUUUUCGAGUAUAACUGAUAUGAAAAUGAAUAGACUUUUAAAAGAAAAGACUGUCCGCCUGAAACCAUUUCCCCCCUCAUGGCUGUGUGCUUUAACGCAAGGUUAUAUGAUGUAAAUAAACAGAACUAUGUUUAAAAAAAGAAA